Oppia nitens is the source of this 504-nucleotide messenger RNA. RefSeq names its product J domain-containing protein-like. NCBI's taxonomy places the organism in Eukaryota, Metazoa, Arthropoda, Arachnida, Sarcoptiformes, Oppiidae. Gene Ontology annotation, cellular component: cytoplasm. The transcript is spliced from 2 exons. The coding region runs from base 1 to 504 and encodes 167 amino acids. The record is from RefSeq and is a predicted model, not a curated record.
AUGGAUAAUAUAUUUAAUUAUAAUAAAAAACAUUUGAAUGAAGACUAUUACCAGAUAUUGGGCUGUGAUAGCAGUUCAUCGUACGAACAGAUAGUAUGCGAGUAUAAGAAACGGGCGCUUCUGUUACAUCCAGACAAACACGACAACAACGAAGACCACAAUGACAUCAAUAGUCAAGAAUUGAUGGAAAAUCAGUUCAAACAAUUGGUUAGGGCUAAGAAUAUAUUAACUGAUCCGGAUAUGAGACAGUCGUACGAUAAGUGGAGAACUAGCGGUAUGGCCAUCAGUUUUGACGAUUGGAAACGAUUGGGUGCAGCCAUACAUGUGUCGAUGCAUUGGAGAAAUAAUCGGCAAAAAGAUUUGAUGAUAACAAGUGAUGACCACAAGUCGUGUGGCUCGUCGUCGUCGUCGGCCAGUGUUGUCCACAACGAUCGGUCAACAGUCGUCUGGAACAGUGUCGGUGAUAAUGAUUUGCUCAGAAAAUUUAGAAAUUAUGAAAUUUAA